AGAGUAGAGUUGGAUGAUUUGCACAAAGAAGCAGAUUAUGUAUUGCUGAAAAGUCCAUUUUUAUCUCAUCUAAAACUGUGAAUAAGAAGGAAGUCAUAGCAAAAACAGGACAAGAAAAGAGAAGCUGAUCAUGGAUUAUCUGACCAUUGAAGCUGAGGAAGAAGUCCUUCCAGCCACGAUCGCUGAGGAUGCCUCUCUGCCCCAAAAACAGAACACAGAAGAAAUGGAACCUACUGUUGAGCUACUUCCUGUUGAGUUCCAGGAACUGGUGACAGUCAAGGAUGAGGAAAUGGACUUCACUCAUGUGGAAGAAGAACAGCUGAAUUCUGCCCAAAGGUACAUGGGCAUGGAUAUGAAAGUGGAGAAUUGUGGGAGCCUGGUAUUUUGGGAUUCUGAAUCUAUACCUGAAACUAAAGAAUGCUUUCUGAAGCAGGGACUUUAUGAUGAAAUAUCAUCUGAAAGAGAUCUGAUAAUGGAGAGACUUAAGAAGGAUGAGUCCUGGGACUCCAGACUGAUAGAAACCUGGCAAUGUGAGGACACAUUAGAAAGGCAGCAAGGAAAUCCGAAGAAAGAUUUAAGGCAAAUCAUAAUUAAACGUCAGAAAAACCCUGUGGAGGAUUGUAGUGAAAGUGGCGAAAGUUCAAGCCCAAUUCAACAUCACAUUUACUCAGUGAAAAAGCCUUGGAAGUGCAGUGAAUGUGGGAAGGCCUUCAGUUACUACUCAGCCUUCAUCCUCCAUCAGAGAAUUCAUACUGGAGAGAAGCCUUACAUGUGUAAUGCGUGUGGGAAGGCCUUCAGUCGGAGCUCAUCACUUAUUCAGCAUCAGAGGAUUCACACUGGGGAGAAACCGUAUGAGUGUCACGAGUGUGGGAAGGCCUUCAGCCAUCGGUCAGCUCUUAUCCAACAUCACAUCAUUCACACUGGAGAGAAGCCCUAUGAGUGCAGUGAAUGUGGGAAGGCCUUCAAUCAAAGCACAUACCUUAUUCAACAUCACAGAAUCCAUACCGGAGAGAAACCCUAUAAAUGCAAGGAAUGUGGGAAAGCUUUCAAUGAUACCUCAUCCCUUAUUAAACAUCAAAGGGUUCAUACUGGAGAAAAACCCUAUGGGUGUACAGAGUGUGGGAAAGCUUUCAGUGACAGGUCGGGCCUCACUCAACAUCAGAGAACUCAUACAGGGGAAAAGCCAUAUGAAUGCAGUGAGUGUGGGAAAGCCUUCAGUUACUGUUCAGCUCUUAUUCAACACCAAGGAACCCAUACUGGGGAGAAACCUUACAAAUGUAAUGAAUGUGGGAAAGCCUUCAGUGACCGCUCAGCUCUUGUAAGACAUCAGAGAAUUCAUACUGGAGAGAAACCUUACAAAUGCAAAGAAUGCAAGAAAGCCUUCAGCCAGAGCUCCUCGCUUACAAAGCACGUGAGAACUCAUACUGGAGAGAAACCGUAUGAAUGCAAUGAUUGUGACAAAGCCUUCAGCCAGAGUUCAUCUCUUAUUCAACACCAGAAAACCCACACGGGAGAAAAACACUACAAGUGUAAGAAAUGUGAGAAAACCUUUAACACGCGUUCAGCCUUUCAUCAACACAAAGAAAUUCAUGAUGAAUAGAAUGCAGUAAAUUCACGAAGUAACUAUGGAGUCUCAGAGCACCCAGGUAGCUCAGUGGGUAGAGCAUGCAACUCUUGAUCUGUGGGUUGUGAGUUCAAGACCCAUGUUGGGUGAGGUUUUACUUAAAAAAAGAUGGGGGGGAUUAUGUAUUUUAUCCUAAUUGUGUAGACCUGUUCUACACAAUUAACUACAAUUACUACUACAAAAACAUGAGGCUGUGUCAUGCAAAAAAUAGCUCUCUUUCUCGAAAGGUUAUUAGGUAGGGGAAGAGGACUAGAAGUACAGUAACAAAUCCCAAAAAGCUGAAGCAGUACAGAGAAAUACUAGAAAAGCACAGAAGGAGGAAGUCUGGUUCAGUCAGAGAAACAGACUCAGAAGCUAAGUAUCUGAGUAUUAUAGAAAAACGAGGGGCGCCUGGGUGGCUCAGUGGGUUAAAGCCUCUGCCUUCGGCUCGGGUCAUGAUCCCAGGAUCCUGGGAUCGAGUCCGCAUCGGGCUCUCUGCUCUGUGGGGAGCCUGCUUCCUCCUCUCUCUCUCUCUCUGCCU
Mustela lutreola (European mink) is the source of this 2144-nucleotide messenger RNA. Its product is annotated as zinc finger protein 501-like. Bases 131 to 1600 code for a protein of 489 amino acids. Gene Ontology annotation, biological process: central nervous system development; regulation of transcription by RNA polymerase II. Gene Ontology annotation, cellular component: nucleus. Gene Ontology annotation, molecular function: DNA-binding transcription factor activity, RNA polymerase II-specific; RNA polymerase II cis-regulatory region sequence-specific DNA binding. The record is from RefSeq and is a predicted model, not a curated record. The transcript is spliced from 4 exons. NCBI's taxonomy places the organism in Eukaryota, Metazoa, Chordata, Mammalia, Carnivora, Mustelidae.